Messenger RNA from Lucilia sericata (common green bottle fly), 1774 nucleotides. RefSeq names its product histone acetyltransferase Tip60 (gene Tip60). The record is from RefSeq and is a predicted model, not a curated record. NCBI's taxonomy places the organism in Eukaryota, Metazoa, Arthropoda, Insecta, Diptera, Calliphoridae. The transcript has 6 exons. Gene Ontology annotation, biological process: regulation of DNA-templated transcription. The coding region runs from base 86 to 1627 and encodes 513 amino acids. Gene Ontology annotation, molecular function: histone acetyltransferase activity.
AAUUGUGAAAAAUUUCAUUUAGUAUAGACAGAAAAACAAACUAAACAAGUUAAUUAAGAAAAUCGUAGUAAAACAGUGUUUAAAAAUGAAACAAAAAAUUGAUAUCGAUGAAGAUGUAUCCUCUAUAUGUGAAUCAACAGCAUCACUGACGGAAGGAUGCAGACUCUCGGUGCGAAUGCAUAAAACAGACGAUUGGCCUUUAGCAGAAAUCGUUAGUAUAAAGGACCAUGAUGGCAAAAGACAAUUUUAUGUCCAUUAUGUUGAUUUUAAUAAGCGCUUGGACGAAUGGGUGACGGAAGAAGAUUUAGACACAAGAAAAGUACAAUUUCCUCGCAGAGAUGGUACACAGACGGGCGCCAGUACUGGUGUCACCACUCCUAAGAAACAUCUUUCAAUAGCUGGUAGUGUUUCACGCCCGACAUCGCCACAACCUGCUGGUGGUGAAAUGGUCAAUGGAAAUGCUGUACUGGCGGCAGCACUACAGAAAAAAAUAAACAGAAAAAGAAAAGUAAAUUCUGUUGCAGUGCCAUUAAAGGAGGAUGUAGUUCCUAAGAAAGAUUGUAAUGUUUUACAGAUCAAUUCCACACCUUUGCCUUUGUCAGCACCACCAGUGGUAGCGGCAGCAGCUGCGGCCACUGAAUCCUCACCUGCCACUUUACCAGUGACCACAAAUGAAGAAGGUUCGCAGGAUGGUAAAAAUGGUACUCCCAGACAAUCAGGUAGUAUGGUCACUAUACAUCAGGAUGAUGUAGUGACACGUAUGAAAAAUAUUGAAAUGAUAGAAUUGGGUAAACACCGUAUUAAACCUUGGUAUUUUUCCCCAUAUCCCCAGGAAUUUCAGGAAUUGUGCCAAAUGCCCUGCAUCUAUAUCUGUGAAUUUUGUUUGAAAUAUCGUAAGAGUCGCAAGUGCCUGGAAAGACAUUUGGUGAAAUGUAAUCUACGACACCCACCCGGUAAUGAAAUUUAUCGCAAGAAUACCAUAUCAUUUUUUGAAAUUGAUGGGCGAAAAAAUAAAGUGUACGCCCAGAAUCUAUGUUUACUGGCUAAACUUUUUCUGGACCACAAAACGUUGUACUAUGACACCGAUCCCUUUUUAUUUUAUGUAAUGACGGAAUACGACAAUCGAGGCUUUCAUAUAGUGGGCUACUUCUCAAAGGAAAAAGAGAGUACAGAAGAUUACAAUGUGGCUUGUAUUUUAACCAUGCCUCCUUACCAGCGUAAAGGCUAUGGAAAAUUACUUAUAGAAUUCAGCUAUGAAUUAUCAAAAUUUGAGGGUAAAACUGGUUCUCCCGAAAAGCCUUUAUCAGAUUUGGGUUUACUAUCGUACCGCUCCUACUGGGCGCAAACAAUAUUGGAGAUAUUUAUCAGUCAAAAGCCCACAAAUGAUGGAGAAAAGCCGACCAUAACAAUCAAUGAUAUUUGUGAAGUAACUUCCAUCAAAAAAGAAGAUGUUAUUUCUACCCUGCAGAAUUUGAAUCUUAUAAACUAUUACAAGGGUCAAUACAUAGUUUGCAUUAAUCGUGAUACUAUAGAUCAACACAAAAAGGCCAUGGACAAGAGAAAAAUACGCAUAGAUUCAAAAGCUCUACAUUGGACUCCUAAAGACUGGUCCAAACGUUCCAAGUGAAUUGAAUGUGUAGAAAGAACCUCAAGAUACUUCCCCCACACAGAAAUAAACUUAAAAAAUAAUAAGAUACGAAUAAAUAAAUGCACUGCAGUAUUGCGGAGAGUUGUCCAACACUCUAGCCAGUUACUGCAUAUAAUUAACAUAAAA